This is a messenger RNA of Arabis nemorensis, 4098 nucleotides long. NCBI's taxonomy places the organism in Eukaryota, Viridiplantae, Streptophyta, Magnoliopsida, Brassicales, Brassicaceae. The record is from the annotation of a GenBank genome assembly.
AUGGAGUACGAACGGCGACUUGAAUCGGCGGCGAAAAUUAUACUCGCGGAGGAGUCGAAAGCAACCCACGCGCCUCCGGAUUGUAGAGAAUUCGGUGUCACGGCGACUCUAAAGCCUCACCAAGUCGAAGGAGUUUCUUGGCUUAUACACAAAUAUCUACUCGGCGUCAAUGUCGUUCUCGGAGAUGAGAUGGGAUUGGGAAAGACUCUUCAAGCAAUUUCUUUCCUCAGUUAUUUGAAGUUUCAUCAAAAACUGGCAGGGCCAUUUCUGGUGCUGUGUCCGUUAAGCGUAACGGAUGGUUGGGUAUCAGAGAUAAGUAGAUUCACUCCAAAACUUGAAGUUCUUAGGUAUGUUGGUGAUAAGGAUUGUCGUCGGAGUUUGCGUAAGUCAAUGUAUGAUCAUGUCAAGAAGAGUUCUUCUAAGGGAUCUUUAUUACCGUUUGAUGUGUUGUUGACAACAUAUGACAUAGCAUUGAUGGAUCAAGACUUUCUUUCUCAAAUUCCUUGGCAGUAUGCUGUAAUUGAUGAAGCUCAAAGACUCAAGAAUCCCAACAGUGUUCUGUACAAUGUCUUACUAGACCAAUUCCUCAUUCCACGACGUCUCUUGAUUACUGGCACACCUAUUCAAAACAAUCUUACGGAACUUUGGGCUCUGAUGCAUUUUUGCAUGCCACUAGUUUUUGGGACACUGGACCAGUUCCUUCUCGCAUUCAAAGAGACUGGGGAAUUUUUAUCAGGUUUUGAUGCAGCAAAUGUCAAGGAAACAUAUAAGAGUUUGAAAUUUAUCUUAGGUGCCUUUAUGCUAAGGCGUACAAAAUCUUUGCUCAUCGAGUCUGGGAAUCUGGUGUUGCCACCUCUCACGGAGCUAACUGUAAUGGUUCCGCUCGUCAGUCUUCAAAAGAAGGUAUAUACUUCAAUAUUGAGGAAAGAGCUUCCAGGGCUUCUCGCACUGUCUUCCGGAGCAUCCAAUCCUACGUCUUUGCAAAAUAUUGUGAUACAGCUAAGAAAAGCAUGUAGCCACCCUUACUUAUUUCCAGGUAUUGAACCAGAACCUUUUGAAGAGGGUGAACACAUUGUUCAGGCGAGUGGUAAGCUUUUAGUUUUGGAUCAACUGCUAAAGAGGCUCCAUGAGAUUGGACAUCGUGUACUCCUAUUUUCUCAAAUGACCUCUACACUUGACAUUUUGCAGGAUUUUAUGGAGCUUCGUAGAUAUUCUUAUGAGCGCCUUGAUGGAUCAGUACGGGCUGAAGAACGUUUUGCUGCCAUAAAGAAGUUCAGUGCGAAAACAGAAAGAGGAUUGGAUUCUGAAGCUGAUGCAAGCAAUGCCUUUGUUUUCAUGAUCUCAACAAGAGCAGGGGGAGUCGGUUUGAAUCUUGUUGCUGCUGACACUGUUAUAUUUUAUGAACAAGAUUGGAACCCGCAAGUAGAUAAGCAAGCUUUGCAACGAGCUCAUCGGAUUGGACAAAUCAGUCACGUGCUGUCUAUAAACCUCGUUACUGAACAUACUGUCGAAGAGGUUAUUUUGCGGAGGGCAGAGCGAAAGUUGCAGCUUAGCCAUAAUGUUGUGGGAGAUAAUUUGGAAGAGAAAGAAGAAGAUCGCGGUGAUUUGCGGUCUCUAGUGUUUGGUUUACAAAGAUUUGAUCCUGAGGAGAUUCGAAAUGAAGAAUCUGAUAACCUGAAAAUGGUGGAAAUAAGUUCUCUUGCUGAGAAAGUUGUUGCAAUACGUCAAAACGUUGAACUGGAUAACGAAGCAAGAAAGUUUGAAAUGAAUUCGAGUGACACUUUACGAGGAAAUUUGUCAUCUGCAAGUCUAAAUGCCGAGCUUGAUGAAGCUUCAUACCUUUCGUGGGUUGAGAAAUUGAAGGAAGCAGCUCGGUCAAGCAAGGAUGACCAAAUUCUGGAGUUGGGUAACAGAAAGAACAUAUCUGAAGAAAGACAUCUGAGAGUUGAGGCAGCCAGGAAAAAGGCCGAAGAGAAGAAGUUAGCCAAUUGGGAAGCACACGGUUAUCUGUCUUUGUCUGUAGAAGAUCCGGUUUUCCCUGAUGAUGUUGAUUCCAGGUCCGAUGCAGGAUCUGUUCACUUCGUUUAUGGAGACUGUACGCAUCCAUCAACCGUCUCUCAGGAGCCAGCAAUCAUAUUCAGCUGUGUUGAUGACUCUGGAAACUGGGGACGUGGAGGAAUGUUUGAUGCACUGUCAAAAGUUUCUAACACCGUACCUGAUGCGUAUCAUCGCGCAUCUGAAUUUAAAGACCUUCAUCUUGGAGACCUGCAUCUCAUUAAAAUUGAUGACAAUGAUGAUGAAGAAAACACAGAAGAAAGCAAAUCUCUUUGGGUGGCACUUGCAGUUACACAAUCUUAUUACCCGAGGCGUAAAGUCCCUCGUAGUAGCAUUUUAAUUCCAGACCUUGAACGUUGCUUAGCCAAAGCUUCAUUCGCUGCUUCUCAGAACUCAGCUUCGCUACACAUGCCACGUAUCGGUUACCAAGACGGAUCAGAUCGAUCUCAAUGGUACACCGUUGAGCGUCUUCUCCGCAAAUACUCGUCCAUUUUCGCCGUGAAAAUAUUCGUGUGGGUCAUUGUUGUGCAUAUGUUUCGUUUUGAUCCGACGUUCUUAAAGCUCCAGAAAUUGAUCAGAAUGGGAGAAGCUGGUCAAGCCAGAGACGGAGAAUCUAUCAUGCCUCUUGUUGGCGGUGGGACUGGGGACAAUGGGGUUCCACCACAAAUGUUUAAUUCUUUACCAGCUCUCAAUGAAGCUACUUCUUAUAUAACCCAAGCAACGUCUUACUUGGGCAGCUGUUUUUCUGACUAUUCAGUGGAAUAUGGUGGUAAGGAUUCGUGUAAUUCUAUUUCCCAACCCCAUGAAUUGCUACGGACAACAUCAGGAGUUGACGGGAAUUCCCCAGUAAGCGUAUGCAUUUCUCCUGGUGAAAGGUGUUCAACUUCUUCAGAGGCAUCUACAUCUGCAGAAAGCCCAUCAAGGGAAUCUACAGAGUCUCUGCCGCAGGCAACAAAUGCAAUAGUGACAUGGAAUCGCUUAAAUUUAAAUGGAGCUUCAAUGUUCCAAGGGCUCAUUGAGCGGGCACGGAGGACUGUCCGUGGCUCGGCAGAUGACAUAGGAUGGUUACAGCGCGACGCAGAGAUGCCUCCUGUUGAAGAUGGAACUGAUAGGUUCAAUUAUAUUCUGGAUGAGAUAGGGCAUGGUGUACACAGGCUUCCAAAUACAGUGGUGUACUUGUUGGUCCCAGGUCUUUUCAGCAAUCAUGGACCUCUAUAUUUUGUGGAUACGAAAACGAAAUUCUCAAAGAUGGGUUUGGCCUGUCAUAUUGCGAAGAUCCACAGCGAGUCUUCGGUUGAGAAAAAUGCGAAAGAGAUAAAGGAAUACAUAGAGGAACUCUGUUGGGGAUCUAAUAAAAAAGUUCUACUUCUCGGGCAUAGCAAAGGAGGUAUAGAUGCAGCUGCUGCUUUAUCUCUGUACUGGCCUGAUCUAAAGGAUAAGGUCGCUGGCUUGGUAUUGGCACAGAGUCCAUAUGGUGGAAGCCCUAUAGCCACAGAUAUUCUCCGAGAAGGACAACUCGGUGAUUAUGUCAAUUUGAGAAAGCUCAUGGAGAUUAUGAUCUCCAAAGUCAUAAAGGGUGAUAUUCAAGCUUUGGAAGAUUUAACAUACGAGAGAAGAAAAGAGUUCUUGAAGAAUCAUCCGCUUCCUCGUGAACUCCCCACGGUUUCAUUCCGCACAGAAGCUAGCAUAAGCCCAGCCGUUCUCGCCACUUUAUCACAUGUCGCACACGCUGAACUUCCUCUCACAAACCAAGCCACAAAACUCCCAGUGGUAAUGCCACUUGGUGCUGCAAUGGCUGCUUGCGCUCAGCUACUUCAAGUCAGAUAUGGCGAAAAGAGUGACGGUCUCGUGACUUGCUGCGACGCAGAGGUUCCUGGUUCAGUGGUUGUUAGACCCAAACGUAAACUAGACCAUGCCUGGAUGGUUUACUCUUCCUUGAACGAGGCUGCUUUAGAAGCUGAUGCUGCUCAAGUUUGUGAAGCUCUCUUGACAUUACUUGUCCAAGUUGAAGAAGAGAAGCAACGUAAUACCAAGAACGAUUGA